Molecule: messenger RNA, 935 nt
Organism: Gossypium arboreum
Lineage: Eukaryota; Viridiplantae; Streptophyta; Magnoliopsida; Malvales; Malvaceae
Exons: 1
Coding region: 190-747 (185 amino acids)
Source: RefSeq, a predicted model, not a curated record
UUUGCUUACCCACGCGCUUGCGUCUCCAUCAUCCCUCACUCUCCCUGCCUUUUUCUCUCUACUUUGGUCUCACUAUAUAACCUCCUGUCCCCCACCCCUCUCUCUCCACCUCAAUCUCCCUCCUUCGCGUUUCUUUAUUCCUAACUCUCUUUACCACCUAAACCUCCUUCCAUUCAUUUUUACGUUUUAAUGGAUGAGUUAAACAGCAAGAAGCGGGCUAGGGACGACUCCAACGAGUCGGGUCUGGACUCGCCCGACGUGAAGAGACUCAGAGAUGAUUUAUUUCUUGAUGAUUCAGAUUCCUUGCCUCUUAAUCAAGACCUUGCAUCCGUAAUGAAGAGUUUUGAAGAGGAGAUAUCAGCCGUCCCAUCGACUUCGACGGAAUCUAUGCCGGUUGUGGAUCUCACUUCGGAUUCUGGUGACUCACAACCGGAUCUUGGUUACCUUCUCGAGGCUUCCGAUGAUGAACUUGGUCUGCCUCCCCCUACGGCUUCCACAACUGAUGCUGAGGGAAGGUCCGAAGCGACUGAUUUGGUGCGAGCUGACUCAAACUCCUCGGGAAUCCAUGAUUUGUGGGGUUUCGAGGAACAAAACCCCAACUACGAUUCUUUCGAGUUUGGAUUCGUUGAUAAUUUCAAUGAUGGCACCGUUGCAUAUGAUGGACUGUUCGAGUAUUCCGAUGUCUAUUACGAUUCCUCCGAUAUUUCUGGUCAGCUAUGGCGGCCGGAAACUUUGUCGGCGGAGUAAAAAUCCAAACUUAAAAUCCAAAAAAAAGAAAAAAAAGAGAGAAGAAAGAUUGCAAACCAAGCUAAACACAAAGGCAGUCAUAGCCGAUCUGUAAAUUUUUUUUUCAGCUCGUGUUGGGGUUUGUGUUAGAAAUUUUUUUAUUAAAGGAAGUUAUAACAUACAAUGUGAAGUAGAAAUUUGAAAUGAAA